Messenger RNA from Cooperia oncophora, 330 nucleotides. The record is from the annotation of a GenBank genome assembly. NCBI's taxonomy places the organism in Eukaryota, Metazoa, Nematoda, Chromadorea, Rhabditida, Trichostrongylidae.
AUGAGACCUCCUCGUUCGACCACAUCCGUCGAAGCAGGUAUGGAAAACAUACAAAAAUCGUUAGAAGGGCUGAGUCUGGAGGAAAAGGUGGCAAAACUCGUAAAACGAUUAGCCGAUAGUGAAGAAAACAAUGUGAAGUUAAAGGAAAAGGCAGCUCAGGUGGAAAAGCUGACCAAAGCCAAUACAACCCUAGAGAAGAAGUUGGAGAAGGCCAACCAAAUCCUGUUGAAAACAGAGGACGCCAAGGGAAAACUCGAGGAUUUGUGUCGAGAAUUACAGAAAAUGAACAGGCAGGCUAGUGUUUUCGUAUUUUUCUUCUCUUUGCUUUGA